Molecule: messenger RNA, 5412 nt
Organism: Myotis davidii
Lineage: Eukaryota; Metazoa; Chordata; Mammalia; Chiroptera; Vespertilionidae
Gene: WWC3
Product: WWC family member 3
Biological process (GO): regulation of DNA-templated transcription; cell migration; regulation of hippo signaling
Cellular component (GO): cytoplasm
Molecular function (GO): kinase binding; molecular adaptor activity
Source: RefSeq, a predicted model, not a curated record
CAAAGCCCUUGACCUUUGCCGAUUGUGUUGGGGAUGAGCUUCCUUUAGGAUGGGAAACGGUAUAUGAUAAGCAAAUUGGAAUUUAUUACAUGGACCACAUAAACAAGCUCACCCAGAUCGAGGACCCCAGAGAGCAGUGGAGGCGAGAGCAGGAACGGAUGUUGAAAGAAUACUUAGUGGUAGCCCAGGAGGCUCUCAAUGCCAAGAAAGAAAUCUACCAGAUUAAGCAGCAGCGGUUCGAGCUGGCACAGGAGGAGUUCCAGCAUCUGCACAAAAUGUGUGAGGACGACAGCCGCUCGUACGCCAGCUCCUACUCUGGAUAUUCAGCAAACACAAAGUACGACCCACACCAAAUUAAAGCAGAAAUAGCCAGUCGUCGGGAUAGGCUUUCCAGAUUAAAGCGAGAGCUGGCGCAGAUGAAGCAAGAGCUGCAGUACAAAGAGAAGGGGGUGGAGACCCUGCAAGAGAUUGACCGCAAGAUGUCAAACACUCACACCACCUACAAGCUGGAUGAGGCCCAGGCGAUCAUGAACGAGCUGCGGACCAUCAAGAAGGCCAUCUGCACAGGCGAGAAGGAGCGGCGGGACCUGAUGCAGAGCCUGGCCAAGCUCACCGACGGCUUCAGGAAUAACUUUUCUCUGACCGACCCGCUGCAAGAAGUCCCUCACCACCCAGGCGCGGUGGGCAACUCUCACCAGUUCUGCGACGCUGGGUCUCAGACCGACAUCAUCGGAGAGUUUGUCUUCGACGAUAAAACAAGACUUGUGGACCGCGUCCGGCUGAACUGGCAGUACGAGGAGGCCAGGAAGAGAGUCUCAAAUAUCCAGCAGCAGCUGGCGCAGCUCGAGAACGAGUCGUGGCCGGGCAUGGCCGAGGCCGACCGAGACCGGCUGCAGCUCAUCAAGGAGAAGGACAUUACCCACAGGAUUCUACUUCAGGAAAAAAGAAAUUGUCUGCUUAUGCAGCUGGAAGAAGCUACUCGCUUAACAUCCUAUCUCCAGUCCCAGUUAAAAAGCAGCUUCACCGACAUCUACGGCCUGCCCCAGUACGACAAGCCGGACGCGGCGGAGUGCAGCCAGCUUUUGCGCUUUGAUCUGAUUCCCUUCGACUCCCUGGGACGAGAGGCCCCCUUCUCCGAACCCCAGGUUCCCCCGGGCUUCCACAAGCAGAGGCGCUCCCUGGACACGCCCCAGUCCCUGGCGUCCCUGUCCUCCCGCUCCUCCCUGUCCUCCCUGUCUCCCCCGAGCUCGCCCCUAGACACGCCCUUCCUCCCACCCUCUCGGGACUCGCCCCUGGCCCCGCUGGGGGACAAUUUGGAGGUGCCCGGCCUGGGCACCCUAGACAGACUACGGGCUCAGGCCUCGGCUCUGGGAGAGGAAGACUUGCAGGGCGCAGCGUCCCUGCCACCACCGAAUGCAUUCCCUGGGGAUGGGGAAGGACCUCGCGAGCGAGGACCCCAAGUGGCAGCCAUCGCCACUGGUACAACAGUGACUCUUCGAGAAGACGGCGCCAGGAGGCUGGAGAGGAGAGGGCGCCGCGUGUCCGCGUGCCUGUCGGACUACUCCCUGGCCACCGACAGCGGCGUGUUUGAACCUCCAGCCAAAAGGACCGAAGAUGCCGAGGAGCCCGCACAGGGAGACACUCGCGCCAUGGAAGGGCCGCAGAUCCACGUGGGCUAUUGGCACGACAGUGGCAGCGAGUGUCUCCUCGUGAAAGUGCUCCAGCUGAAGAACCUCGCGGGGCUGGCCGUGAAGGAGGACUGCAAGAUACACGUCCGCGUCUACUUGCCGUCGCUGGACUCCAGCACACCAGACACUUACUGCUCCAAGGCAGUGGAAUUCCAGGCCCCCCUGGUAUUUAAUGACGUUUUCAGAAUCCCUGUGCACUCAAGCAUGUUGACGUUGAAGUCCCUUCAAUUAUAUGUGUGUUCAGUGAAUCCGCAGCUGCAGGAAGAACUGCUGGGCAUCGCUCAGAUUAACUUGGCCAACUGCAGCGGCCCGAGUGGCCGCGCCGCCGCCACUGCCGCGGCCGCUGCCGCUGGGAAGACGGACGCGGUGACGGUGCUGCUGGCCAGAACCACGGCCCAGCUGCAGGCAGUGGAGAGAGAGCUGGCCGAGGAGCGUGUGAAGCUGGAGUACACGGAGGAGAUGGAACGGAAGGAGGAGCAGACCGAGGCCCGGUCUGAGCGGAGCUGGCAGGCCGACUCGGUGGACAGCGGCUGCAGCAGCUACACCCAGACCAGCCCCCCGCACCCGGAGCCCUGCUGCAGCGGCGUGGACCCCAUCCAUGGACACCCGAUCGCGGGCCAGGCAGAUCCUUACCACCCCGAGAAGCGCCAGCUCCCUCCUCCGAAGGUGGAUAAGGAAACCAACACAGAAGACCUGUUCCCAGAAGAACUAGCGAGUCUGCCGAAGGAGAGGCCCAGCCGCAGGGCCCGCGCCUCGCCCUUCGUCCGCAGUGGCACCAUCGUCCGUUCCCAGACUUUCUCGCCUGGGGCACGGAGCCAGUAUGUGUGCAGACUUUACCGCAGCGACAGCGACAGUUCCACGCUGCCCCGGAAGUCCCCCUUCGUCCGCAACACUUUGGAGAGACGGACCCUCCGCUACAAGCAGUCCUGUAGGUCAUCCCUGGCCGAGCUCAUGGCCCGCACGUCCCUGGACCUGGAGCUGGACCUCCAGGCAUCGAAAACUCGGCAGAGGCAGCUGAACGAGGAGAUCUGCACCCUUCGCGAGCUGAGGCAGCGCCUGGAGGACGCCCAGCUCCGAGGCCAGACCGACCUCCCGCACUGGGUGCUGCGGGACGAGGAAGUAAACCGCCUUGUUCACCCAAUGUUGCCGCUCCAGACCAGACAGACCAAGCUUGACUUCCAUCAAGAACAGGCAGCUGAGAAGAUGCUGAAGAAGGCCUCCAAAGGGGUCUGCCAGCUGCGGGGGCAGAACCACAAGGAGCCCGUGCAGGUGCAGACCUUCAGGGAGAAGAUAGCGUUUUUUACAAGACCAAGGAUUAACAUACCUCCUCUGCCUGCCGACGAUGUUUGAUGUAGUGCUUUGUACACACGAAGUAUUUAUCUUCCUGUUUUAUUUUCAUGAAGUUCUUAGACUAGCUAAAGUUGUCUUUAAACUAUUUGUGCAAAGCUAUUAAUAUACACAUUUUGUAAAAAAACACACAUAUAUCUAUACAUAUAUAUUUUAUAAUAGUGACGGCAACAGGGCUUGGUUUUUCCUUGUUGUGAAAUUGACAUCUCUGAAGACAAGUUAUUUUAUAAGAGAUCAACUAUCCUGUUAAGAGUGUACAGUUUUUACGCUGUUUUAUUUGAUUUAAAGGCUGGAAGACAGAAACGAAGUGAGUUCAGGCAAAUUCACUGUAUUGUAACUUAUUUAUAGUACUUUUUUCCUUGAAGGAAAAUACUGACUUUAAGAUGUAUUUUAAGGCUGAAACUGUAUUCCUCAGUAUUUGUCAUGCAGUAGAAUGGAACUUCGGGGCCGGUUUUGUUUCUGACACGGACGUGCAAACACUUUGUGCUGAACUCGUCACUCGUACCAGUGUCUCCUGUGUGCCUUGAUUGUGUAUAUUGUCCACUGUCACACUCACUGUGUCCUGUUGAGAUCCCACCUGGGGCUCAGUCGCAGAGCCCGGUCCCCCGCGGGGACUGGGCGCCGAACCCCCCCAUUUCUGUGUUGUGUCAGCGCACGGUUCUGUGCUCCCCCCCGAGUUUGAAGCUUUGGAAGCGGCCCUGGCUGGGGCCUGCCUGUCCCCAGCGGCUGCCCACGCUGCCCUGCACCCACCCGGGCAGCCUGCCCCUCUGGUGCGCCCCAUCCGACCCUGACCUUGACCAUCAGGAAGGCGGUGCGGGGCUCCCGUUCUACUGCUCUGUCAUGAAGGAAAGUGAAAGAGACUUAGAAACGCACUGUCACCAGUCAGUGACUCCGCCCAGGCGACGGCAGUCUGACCUCUGACGUAGGCUUGACCUCUGAAGGCGCUUUUCUGGAAGGAAGCGCAUGCACACGCGGGUGACUGCUGUCACCCAGCGAGUCAUUCACAGGAGAGGAUGUGAGAUAUUUGAUUGAAAUCAGAAUCCUUCCCCCCAAUACUGGAAUCUACCCAAUAUUUCUUAAGAAAUCUUAGAAGUAGUUCACGAGAAAAUUGUUUUAUGUAAUAAAAAUCCCACUAUUCUUUUGAAAUGCUAAAUGAUAUGAAUAUUUUGCCUAAUGCGUAUUUAUUGUAUAUGGAAUGCACUCUCCCUUCUGAAGCCUCAGAGAAGUAAGUGAGGUGGUCACACGGAUUAGAGAAGAAAGCGGAACUCUCUCGCCCUAGAUUCCCUGCCCCUCCCUGAAGUGCCCCCUUUAAUCCAUGUCUCUCCUCGUUAGUCUGUAAUCGCCCCCUUGUAGAGCCCACCUUCCCUUUUGCAUUUAUUAAAAGUGAAUUUUGUAAAAGCAUUUCAUUGACACGCGACCUGUCACGGGCAACGGAAGUUGUCAGUGGUGGUAAGACUGAAAACUUUAUGCUUUUCACCCUUGUCAUCUCUUUGCUAUGUAUUUGUGCCUUGACUCUCGCUGGUUUUUUGUUGCGUUUUGGUUUUUUUUUUGGCUGAUUUCUCUGUGUUCAUGCCCACAACAGAGAUAGAGACGCGCAAAGCGUCGGGAGCCCGGAGGACAGUGGCCGGGCCCCCUCCGUGUGCUGCUGAAACUUCCACCAACCACUGUCUGCCCUGCCCUCGGGGUGCGGGGCCGGUCACUGCCGCCUCGGGGUGGACGGCUCCCUCACGUGGGAGAGUCCCCUGGCCGUGGCCUGGCCGCCCCUGUUCAGUGGCUGCCACCUGAAGCCGGUGCCUCGAGGCCACUUUUCUGCUAACCUCCCCCUGCCCCGCGGAAAGCUCUCACGUGGUGUUGGCAACAAAUCUCACUGCCCAGAGCGGACAGAUUGACACGCGGGGUGCCUCCCCGCCCCAGGGCUUAACAGAAACCCCAGAAGCAAGCGCAGGCCUGCGCUGCUGUCUGUCUGAGGAGCACUUGGGGCCUCCCCAGCCCCCACUGCCCAGGCCCCAAAGGGCACAAAGCCAGCCACGGCCCAGCCGGGGUCAGGCAGGAGGACUCCGCCUUCAUUCAGGGACGCUGCUUUCGAUGCCACCCGCGCGUCAGAAAGUGAAGUCCUGUCGUCUUAAGGGGUGUUUUCACCUUCUGUUUCACCUGGUCCACGCCACGCCCUGGAUACCCAGCACCGUGCCAUGUUCAUCAGUUUGAAUCCAGACACGGGAAAAGGGAACUUGAUCUUCACCGCAUCUGAUCAUGCAAUUGUCACCUCCUGUUGUGGGAAUAAGUUCUAAUCAGUAGUCAUCUCUGUUCUAAUUGUGCCAUUUGUAUUGCUUGAAAAUAUUUCUUCUAUAAAAUUAAACUAAUCUGCCUUAACAACAAA